Fusarium keratoplasticum is the source of this 615-nucleotide messenger RNA. RefSeq lists its product as uncharacterized. Bases 1 to 615 code for a protein of 204 amino acids. The record is from RefSeq and is a predicted model, not a curated record. NCBI's taxonomy places the organism in Eukaryota, Fungi, Ascomycota, Sordariomycetes, Hypocreales, Nectriaceae. The transcript has a single exon.
AUGGGCUGGCUAUGGUCUUCGUCCAACAAGGACAAGCCGUCCACACCCACUGAAGAAGCACCUCCCACCUCAACACCGACACAACAGCCUCCAACCUCAACCUCAACAUCCUCCACCACAGACCCCGAGAUCCAAAAGUUCAUCGACCUCUUCGAGUCGGAAAAGAACGCCAAGCCCGAAACCCCCUCACAAAAACACCAACAAUCCUCGUCAUUACCAUCAUGGCUCACCCUCAAAAAGUCAACACGAGCUACGGCCCCCACCCCCUCCGACAUACCCCCCCGCGACGCCCUCUCUGAAACCCUCCUCCCGACCGACAUGUCAUGCCGGCAGGCCUUUGACCAGGCGUGGGCCUGCAACUCGAUGGGCGGCCAGUGGAACGCCGUCUACCGCUACGGCGAGAUGCGGUCCUGCAGCGAGCACUGGGACGACUUUUGGUUCUGCAUGCGCACAAAGGGUUACUCGCCCGAGAUGCGUGAGAAGGCCAUCCGCGAGCACUACCGCGCGAAGGAGUUUGUAAAGUACGGGCCGGGUAAGCCUAGCAGUGAGGAUGUGUGGGAGAGUCGGGAAGAAAGGGUCCCUGAAGGAUCAACGUUCAACCAGCCCAUUGAAUAA